AUGUCAACUCCCUCUCUCCGCCAAGUCAUCGGAAUCCCCAACUCAACAGCAUCGGUCAAGGAUUCCGUUCUUGUAAUUAUCGAUGCUCAGGACGAAUAUAUCCACGGUAGUCUGCCUGCUCAGGAUUACAAAGAGGUCAAUGUCGCGAUAUCCAGCCUCCUUGAUAAAUACCGAAAGCAAAAUGGCCACGUCGUCCACGUUCUGCACAACACAGGCUCCGACGAAGCACCCAUAUUCAAGCCCAACGGCAAGCUCACUAAAGAGAUGGACGGUGUCGAGGCCAUCGACGGCGAGGCCAUCGUAUGGAAGAAACAUGCCGGAUCAUUCUCGGAGACGGACCUAGGGGAGGUCGUUAAGAAGACUGGACUCAAGAAACUUGUACUUACGGGCUAUAUGGCGCAUGGUUGUGUGUCAAGUACCGCUCGCGAAGCGACCACAUUGGGGUACGAGACUCUUGUCGUUGAAGAUGGUGUUGGACAAAGGGACAUGAAGGAUAUUCCUGCUGCGCAGGUCAAGAAGGUUGCUUUGACGGAGAUUGAUGACAUGUUCGGAACUGUUGUGAAGAGCUCAGAGAUCAACUAG
Molecule: messenger RNA, 582 nt
Organism: Alternaria atra
Lineage: Eukaryota; Fungi; Ascomycota; Dothideomycetes; Pleosporales; Pleosporaceae
Exons: 1
Coding region: 1-582 (193 amino acids)
Source: RefSeq, a predicted model, not a curated record